AUGGAGAUAAUUUCUCCUUCAUUUCUUCCUUUAUACGAUUACCAAUCCCCUCCAAUCUCCGAUGAUGAAUUUAAACGAUUUCAUACAAUUGAUCGAAAACUUUAUGGGAAGUUGCUUAACGUUCUAGGGCGUGAACCUGCUGAAUCGAUGAAAGUUAUGGCGUUUUUCCAUUGGAUUGAAGGAGUUGCAAAGGAUCGCUACUUUGUGGCUAACCUUUUUGAUUUUUCAUCUCAAUUGCUUAACAAAAUUGUGGAUGAGGCUUUAAUGUGUGUGAAAUGCACGGAGGAUGAUAAGUUUACUGGAUAUAAUAACUAUCCUGAGAUUUUUUUGAUUCCUAAUAUUUUGAGGCGGAAUUUUACUCUCAAAUACUUUUAUGAUAAUCGGGCAAGUGCUAUUCGCGGUAUCACUCAUUCUCUUAAGACUGUUUGUUUUAGGGCUUUUGAUGAUAUACAUGUUGUUAAACAGCCAAAUUAUUAUACUAGGUCAACUUUGUUCCAAACACCAAAUGAUGUUAUCAACAACCCUAGUCCUUAUGCCCCAAUUGGUGCUGGUGGUGGUGGUAAUCUUAUAGAAUCAAUGAUACCUAGUGUGAACAUGAUCGAAGAACUAGGAACCGUUAAUAGUAGUAGAAUGAUGUCACUUAUCAACCCUAGCCAUUUCUAUAGCGGAGCAUCCGACAUAGAAGCUACUAGAAUGAACCCUAGUCAUGUAUCGGGGGUGGGUGGAUCGAGUCUAGAAGAAUCACCUACUAGAAUGGUGCCAAUGAAUUCUUCUCUUGUACCAAGUGCUAACGCGUUAAACAUGGAUGAAUAUGCAAGGGUGGCUAAUAGAUUAAUGGUGCCAAUGAGUUCUAGUCAUGUACCAAGUGUGGGUGCAUCAAACAUAGAAGAAUAUGCAAGGGCAGCAACUAGGAUGGUGCCAAUGGGACCUAGCCAGGUACCAAGUGUACUGGGACCGGUUGUUGGUGCAUCAAACAUAGAUGAUCAAUUAGCAAGGGGAGCAACUAGAAUGGUGUCAAUGAACCCUAACCUUGUACCAAGUCAUGUGAGUGCAUCAAACAUAGAGGAAUUAGCAAGGGCUGCUGCUACUAGGAUGGUGCCAAUGAACCUUGUACCAAGUCAUGUGAGUGCAUCAAACCUAGAAGAAUUAGCAAGGGCUGCUUCUACUAGGAUGGUGCCAAUGAACCCUAGCCAUGUCCCAAGUGUUGGUGCAUCAAAUAUAGAUGAAUAUGCAAGGGCAGCUGCUACUAGGAUGGUGCCAAUGAACCCUAGCCAUGUACAAAGCGCGGGUGGUGAGAUGCUUGUACGUUAUCCAUAUGGUGUUCCAAAUCAAAUGGUACAAUAUAUGCCACCUUAUUAUAAUUAUCCUCGAUAUGGAUCUUCAAGUGGAAGUGGAGUUUUUAUUCCUCAAAUGUUGCCUACUCCUUAUAAUUAUCAUCAUGACAUUGGUGGUAUGAACAUGGAUAUUUCUGAAAUGUUUAAGAACAACUUGAACUUUCUUGAUGAUGAGGCUGAAAUUGCUCCUGAAGAUAGGACUGUCUUCUUGACAUUCUCCAAGGGCUAUCCAAUUAGUGAAGCUGAAGUCAAGGAAUUCUUCACUAGGAAAUUUGGAGAUGAUGUUGAAGCCGUUUACAUGCAAGAGGUUGCGGAGGAUGAGCAAGCGUUGUAUGCGCGGCUUGUGACUCGAUCUCCUGCUCUCCUUGAGGCUAUUGUUGAUGGUGGAAAAGCAAAGUACAACAUCAAUGGGAAGCAUGUCUGGGCAAGAAAAUAUAUCAAGAAGCAAAACCCUAAGAUCAUGUUUCUGGGACAAAGCAGCUCUUCAGUUCCAUCCACUUCACCCUAA
Molecule: messenger RNA, 1842 nt
Organism: Solanum stenotomum
Lineage: Eukaryota; Viridiplantae; Streptophyta; Magnoliopsida; Solanales; Solanaceae
Exons: 2
Coding region: 1-1842 (613 amino acids)
Source: RefSeq, a predicted model, not a curated record